Guyanagaster necrorhizus is the source of this 1273-nucleotide messenger RNA. RefSeq names its product Clavaminate synthase-like protein. Bases 223 to 1224 code for a protein of 333 amino acids. The transcript is spliced from 4 exons. The record is from RefSeq and is a predicted model, not a curated record. Lineage: Eukaryota; Fungi; Basidiomycota; Agaricomycetes; Agaricales; Physalacriaceae.
CUUACUACGACAUUAGAAUCUCUGCAGCAUCAAGAUAUCAUUACCUCUGAAAUUGUGCCUGGCAUUGGUGUCUGUCCUUCCUCGGAUCUUGGCCGCGGUUUCUGUACGGCUUGUUAAGUAUAGAAACAACAUUGUCCUUAUCAUCAGUUGAUAAGUACAAGCCUGGAUUGAUAACGACGUGCAAAAUAACCCCUCUGCUUCGGAUCACUAACUCACAAAACAAUGACUGCUCGCACUGUUCCUUACAUCUCCCUUCGCGACUUCGAUCUUCGCAAAAACGAAAUCGCCAAAGAACUCAUUGAUGCUGCUGAGAACGUUGGAUUCUUUGUCCUCGUGGACCAGGAGAGUCCCAGCAAGCAAGAUAUUGCUGACAUAUUUGAGCUCUCCGCGCGGUACUUUGCAUUACCUGAGGAGAUCAAGGCAAAGGUCCCCUUCAUCCGGGAAGAGAACUGCGGCUGGGAGAAGGACGCACAGGUCCGUCCAUCGACCGGCGUUGCUGACCCCAAAGAGUCCAUACAACUUCAAGCAUUCCGUGCUGAUACUUACUGGCCCACCGACCUUCCUGGUAUACCAGCAUUCCGCGAAAAGUGUUUGGAAUUCAUGGACAAGACCCAGAUACUUUCCCUCAAGAUCCUCUCGCUUUUCGCUGUCGCCCUUGGUUUCCCUCCAGAUUUUUUCUCUGAGGCGCAUGAUACCAGCAAGGGAGACUGCUUGUCGACUUUGAGACUUCUGAAGUAUCAUGAUGCGACGGGAAAGAACUUUGGUCCGAACGCGUGGAGAGCAGGAGCCCAUACCGAUUUUGAUUGUUUAACGUUGCUGUAUCAGCAGGAUGGCGGUGAUGGCCUGGAGGUUUGCCCCGGCAGAGAGGCUCACACUAGUUUUGCUCAAGGAGACGACUGGACUCCCGUUCCUGCUCGGACAGGUGAAAUUACGGUUAAUAUUGGCGACAUGUUGAUGGCUUGGAGCGAAGACAGGUUCAAGUCACUUUUCCAUAGAGUCCGUGCGCCAGGACCAAACGAUAACCAAAAGCCGCGUCUGAGUAUUGGGUACUUUAACCAACCGCGCCCAAGCGUUCUUGUCGACGGCCCCUCCCAUAAAUAUGCGGCACAGACGGCUAAAGAGUAUAUUGUGAAUGCCAUGCAUCGUAACUACUUGGCAGCUCAGCAAUUGAAGACGGAGCAACUGGCGGCAGAGAUAAACGCCCCUGCUGUCGCUGUCACCUAGUUUUGAAAUGUGCUAAUCCAUAUGAAUAUAAAUAUAUAGCUACUGCGAU